AUGACUACAUUUUCUAAAACUAAUUUCAAAUCAUUAAACUACAAUUCAUUUCGUCCUCAUUAUCCACCAUCAUUUUAUAAAAUAUUAGCUGAUUACGUCACCAAAGUGGAACUGCCACUUCCAAUCAAUUUACCAAUUGAUAAAACCAUUGAUUUAGGAUGUGGAACUGGUGUUGCUACUUAUCCCUUAUUAAACAUUUCCACUAAUGUUAUUGGAGUUGAUUUAUCACUGAAAAUGAUUGAAACUGCAAAUUCAUUAAUUGAAAAGAAUUUACAAACAUUGGGUAUUAAUAAUUCUACUCUGACACCGAGAAUUAAAUUUAUUACUGGAUCAGUUGAAGAAUUUGUUAAACAACAGCAACAAAAUAAAGAUCAUAAUAUUGCUUCCACUCUCGAACCCAAUUCAAUUGAUUUAAUAACUGCUGCUCAAUGUAUUCAUUGGUUUCAAGAUUAUGAUUCAUUCUUCCAAAAUUGUCAUCAAUUAUUGAAAAAUGAUACGGGUGUCUUAGCAUACUUCUUUUAUAAUGACCCGAAAAUUGUUGGAUUUCUGGGACCAGCACGUGAAGACAUCCCCAAGGAAGAGAUACUCAAGUUAAGCUAUCAAGUAUAUAAUAAAUAUGUUUAUGAUGAUGAUAAUUAUAUUGGUCAAUAUUGGGAACAACCAGGUCGUAAUAUUUUGAAACAUUUUUGUCAACAAGUUAACGAAAAGAUCCCACGUGACCUAUUCACCGAUAUUGUUAUCAACACAUUUAAACCAUCAAUUGAAAAAAACAAUAGUGGUAGUACUAGUAUAGCCAAUGAAGAAGUUGAUUUGGAUUUAAAAAAAAUUGGAAUUUCAAUUCAAGAUUAUAUUGAUUAUAUUUCAACUUAUAGUGGAUUCCAUAAUUAUAAAGAAGUUACUGGUAAGGAUGAUUUAUUAACUAAUGAAUUUGUGAAAGAAUUGAUUGAAGUUACCGGUUGGGAUUUAAAAAAGACUAAGAUUGAUUUAGUUUGGAAUACUGGUUAUACUUUUAUUAGAAAAAGAAAGAGCACCUAA
Molecule: messenger RNA, 1035 nt
Organism: Candida albicans SC5314
Lineage: Eukaryota; Fungi; Ascomycota; Pichiomycetes; Serinales; Debaryomycetaceae
Exons: 1
Coding region: 1-1035 (344 amino acids)
Molecular function (GO): S-adenosylmethionine-dependent methyltransferase activity
Source: RefSeq, a predicted model, not a curated record